UUGGAAGUUUGAAGCCAUUGCCAAAUGAGAAAAGAAAGAGAAGAAAGAUUAGCAAUUCCCUGAGGAGGAAUUCUCCUCAUAAAAUCCAUCCCCAACGACAUCUGUCUCUCUCUCUCUAUAUCUCUUUUUCAUUGUAUUGCUGUGUAAAAACAACCACCAAAAUCCCAAUCCCAAUCCAACCCAUCCCCCACCUGUUCUUAUAACCUACCAAGAAUCAUAACUGACCGCUCAAAAAACCCACCUUCCCCGUUUUCGAUCUUCAUCGCAAACGGAGAAGCUUCUCUAGGGUUUCACAGCCAUGUCCAGGAGGGUUCUCUGUAAGUUCUUCGCACAUGGAGCGUGUUUCAAAGGCGACUAUUGUGAGUUUUCUCAUGAAUGGAAGGCUCCGCCAAACAAUAUAUGCACCUUUUACCAGAAAGGUGUUUGCUCUUAUGGAAGCAGAUGCAGAUACGACCAUGUUAAAGUUUUCCGAACCUCCUCUGUUCCAUCUCCAUCUGCAGAUUCUGAAAAUUAUUUGGUUUGUAGCCAUCCCACUGCCUUAGGGACUGCUUUUGAGCUUUCGGCUUCAAGUAAACCAUUCUUUCCUCCAUCUAUACCCGCGACAUGGAGUAAAAAAGAUGAUUUCGACAGAACUCGUUCUGAUAUUCCAAUCUGUUCAUUUGCUGCUGCUGGUUGUUGUCCUCGUGGGGAGAAAUGCCCUCAUGUUCAUGGAGAUCUAUGUUCAACAUGCGAAAAGCAUUGCUUGCAUCCAUUUAGACCAGAGGAAAGCGAGGAGCAUACACGAACCUGUGAGAAGAGGCAAAAGCAAUUGGAGGCACUAAAACACAGUGAGGAAAUAGAAUGCAGCGUGUGUCUUGAACGAGUUCUGUCUAAAGCAGCAGUUGGGGAAAGGAAAUUUGGGUUGUUGUCGGAAUGUGAUCAUCCUUUUUGUAUAUCGUGCAUUAGGAAUUGGCGGGGUAGUUCACCUUCGUCUGGAAUGGAUCUGAAUACUGCUUUGAGAGCCUGCCCUAUUUGCAGGAAAUUAUCAUACUUUGUCAUUCCUAGUGUGAUAUGGUAUUCUUCAAAGGAGGAAAAACAGGAAAUUGUUGAUACUUAUAAGGCUAAACUCAGGUCUAUAGAUUGCAAACACUUUGACUUUGGAAAUGGGACUUGCCCCUUUGGAACAAGCUGCUUUUACAGGCAUGCAUAUCGUGAUGGUCGUUUGGAAGAAGUAGUUGUUCGACAUCUUGGGGAUGAAGAUGGUUACACAGUGAUUGCGAAAAACACCAGGCUCUCAGAUUUCCUCAGUAAUUUGAAUAUAAGAUGAAUAAUUACAUGGAGAGCUUACAAGGUAAUAAUUGGCAUGGAUGAUGGGAUCCAAAUCAUGUUGGGGAGAGUUAUGAGAAAUAAAAAUUUAAAAAAUAAAAAAUAAAAAAAAGGUUUUUAUAUUGUUGUUCAAUACAAUAAUACUUAAAAAAGAAAAUAGAAAUUGGAGAUUUAGAGAAAGAAUGGGUAUUUUUAGGAGUGGAUAUUAUUGUGGAUUAGAAUAAAAAAAAAAGGGUGCUUAACAUUUUGUUGUGUUAAUUUUUCUGCUAGACAGAGAGAGCAGUAAUAGUACUACUUACUGUUGAUGUACAUAAAUAUAUAUAUUUAGAUAUAUUCCCCCACCACCCCCUCCUCCUUCCCAUUUUAAAUACUUUGAUUUUGUGGAUAUCCUCCCUCAUUAAAUAUGUAAAUAUUGUUUUUUUUAUUGUUCAUUCUUUUAUGGGAAUGUUGCUCUUUUCUUAAA
Messenger RNA from Impatiens glandulifera, 1768 nucleotides. RefSeq names its product putative RING-type E3 ubiquitin transferase C3H69. The transcript has 7 exons. NCBI's taxonomy places the organism in Eukaryota, Viridiplantae, Streptophyta, Magnoliopsida, Ericales, Balsaminaceae. The record is from RefSeq and is a predicted model, not a curated record. The coding region runs from base 299 to 1306 and encodes 335 amino acids. Gene Ontology annotation, molecular function: ubiquitin protein ligase activity; metal ion binding. Gene Ontology annotation, biological process: protein polyubiquitination.